Molecule: messenger RNA, 683 nt
Organism: Drosophila willistoni
Lineage: Eukaryota; Metazoa; Arthropoda; Insecta; Diptera; Drosophilidae
Exons: 2
Coding region: 195-644 (149 amino acids)
Source: RefSeq, a predicted model, not a curated record
UUUUAGUUGACUAUUUCUCUUAUUUGUAUAAAUUUUCAAUUUAAGUUUCAUCUCUAACUUGUUGGUCGCUUCGUUUCUUUUGUUUCCGUUUUCUUUUGAUUUGUCGGUCAGCCAGUCUUCUUUGUUCUCUUCUUCGCCAAAAAAUUCAUUCCAAUUGAGAUGGGAGUAAAUUCGAAAUCAAUUUUUUGAAAUUGAUGAGAAUUUUAAAAAGGAGAAAGCACAAUCAAAACCAAUCUACGAUGGCAAACCUAAAAUUUAAUGUAGAGAGCACCAAAAUUUCUACCUUAAGAAGAUUUCAUGCGACAACAAUUACCGAAGGACUUUCACAGUUCCAGGACUACUGCGAUUCGUUUAAAGAUAAGGCCCAGCAAAGAAUUCUUGGGAACUUGAAUUCCCUGGAAGACUUUGCAAACCUGCAUUUCUUCGUAAGCAUCGAAGAACUGUUUUUUCCCCCAAUGAGUCGAAUAAAUUCCGGAAAGGAUACCGAGCGCUUGCUCGGCACCUCAAAAAAAAUAGCAAGGACCGGGGAUAUUGUCAAAAUGCUAACCAUAAUGGCUGUGGCGCUCGAUAGCUCCAAGAGGAUCAAUUUAUACUCCAACCUCCUAUCAACGAAGGACGAGUUCAAUAAUACAAGUAAAAAGUAAAUUACUUAAAUUUGUUUCCAAUACACACAUAUCCACUAA